This is a messenger RNA of Fonsecaea erecta, 3210 nucleotides long. RefSeq lists its product as hypothetical. Bases 1 to 3210 code for a protein of 1069 amino acids. NCBI's taxonomy places the organism in Eukaryota, Fungi, Ascomycota, Eurotiomycetes, Chaetothyriales, Herpotrichiellaceae. The transcript has 4 exons. Gene Ontology annotation, biological process: cytoplasmic stress granule assembly. Gene Ontology annotation, cellular component: cytoplasmic stress granule. The record is from RefSeq and is a predicted model, not a curated record. Gene Ontology annotation, molecular function: RNA binding.
AUGAGAUCAAGUAGCAACCAGAAGGCUGGGGAUGCAGGGCGCAAGCAGAGUCCCGGCGGUGCUGGUGGUGACGGGAUUCCAAGUGCCAGACGGCCGACUUCUCAGAAGAUUUGGGGCACAUCCUCCAACUCGUUCUCGCAACGAGGCUCCAUGCCCAUACACCCGAAUGGGAACAAUGCUCAAGCCAGGAACACAGGCAUGAUGAGGUCCGCCGCGCAGAGGGAUGCAGGCAUCACAGACAAACAAGCACACGAGAGAUUGGUGUUCCUAUUUGGGGCGGCUAUAGGUCUAAACAUCGUCCUUACGUCCAAAUCAGGAGAAAAGUUCGAGGGUCUAUUGUCUGGCUCAUCGCUCACAGCAACAAGCACCAAGAUCACUCUCAAGAUGGUUCGGAAGCUACCACCUGCCAGUUCAGGCCAGGCAAACGGCGUAGCAUCUCGGGAAGCGGCCUUAGUUGGUUCGAGUCCAGAGUAUGCAAUGAACUUUGAUUUAAAGGAUAUGGCCGACAUGAUCGUUGCCGACUUCUCUCUGCCUGAGACCACAAAACUCACCAAUGGGUCCUCGUCAACGUUUCAAACUGAUACCGAUAUCUCUGGAAAUCAGGUUCGGGGAGAACGCGAGCUCCAAAGAUGGGUACCAGAAGGACCAGACAACACCGACUAUUCAUUGGGUUCAGGGAAUACCACUAGUUGGGAUCAGUUUGAUACCAACUCUAAACUUUUUGGCGCCAAGAGCACUUACGAUGAAAACCUCUAUACUACAACUAUCGAUCGCAACGCGCCAUCCUACAAACGCCGUGAAGCUGAAGCUGAAAGGAUCGCGCGGGAAAUUGAAGGGUCAACAUCGGCAAUCGCACACGUUCGCGAGGAACGUGGUCAGGCUCUCGAGAACGACGGCGAAGAUGAGGAGGAGAAAUACAGCGGAGUUCGUCGGGACAAGCAAUCCUUCACACCACUGUCUGUUGGUGGGGCGAACAAAUACACACCUCCCGCGAGGCGUGCGCCUACUGGACAAGCAACUGUUCCUGGAGCUCCUAUAGAUCCCGCGAUCAUAUCGGCGCAAAUUUCUCGACCGGAGCCGGCUGCGGCCAGCACGCAAAAAUCGAAACAUGAAAAAGACAUCCCUGUUCCGGCUGAGAAGAUUACGGCGCCUGCUCCAGACAAGCAGCUAUCUGAACCAAAUGGUACGGCGUCGACACUGAACGCUCAGCCCGACAAGGCUAUCAAACCAGCGAGUCCAGCGACCCCCAGCAACGCUGAGUCGACAGACAUUGAACCACAACCCAGCAACAAACUCAUUUCUCAAGGCCCGACUGAAAACGUCGAAGUCAAAGUCCUCCACCAAUUCCGCCAAUUUGCCGAUCUGGAGAAGCAAAGGGUCAUUGAGAGAAGGAAGGCUCAAGCGAACCAAGAUCGCGUUGCUAAACUUAACGAACUUCUCCGUUUCUCCAAGACAUUCAAACUCAAGACCCCCAUCCCGAGCGACCUGAUCGGUAUCCUGGCGAAAGAUCCGGCCAAGCAGGAGGCUAUCGUCGAGAAGGCACAAAAGGAAUCCAGUGAAUCAACUUCCCCAGCUAAGGCGAGCCCUUCACAGGCCCCGGUGGCCAGCAACACCCCCAGGAAAGCCGAUGUUCCACAACCUCAACCACCUGUGCCAGAACGACAAGCGUUCCAUCGUGGCCGUGGGGGAUUUCAAGCAGCUGGACGGUCUGACCGAUCCGGAGGCCAGCAACAGCCACCGCUCUUCCCAGGUCGAAACAACAGCGCUCCGUUUCAAUCGAGAUUUAAUGCACAUCAGCAAGAUCGCAAGAAUAUUCAGCCUCCUCCCAUCCCUGCACCGAUUCCCAUUAUUGAAGGACGUGUCCCUCCAACUGGGCCGAUGGCCGAUCAAACUGGAAUGACCAGCCCGCAGAGAUCCAACAUGCCCACCCCCAAUUCCGCCAUUUCUGGAAAAUUCAACCUCAAUGUCAAAGCCUCCGAAUUUCGACCGACUGCCGCCUCGUUUAGUCCAGCAGGUCCUUCACAAACCCCUUCAAGCCCUGGCUCAACCCAACGUGCAGGUUCCAUCUCCCGAACAGCCUCUCCCUCGGUGUUCUUUGGUAAUAGAAAGCCCAAGCCGGCUUCCCAGAGGCCCUCUAUUGCCAAAGACUUCAACCCGAUUGUCCGAAUGAAAGCAGAAUAUGCUCCAAAGAAAGCCACCGAGGGUACAAAACCCGAAGAGGUCCAAAAAGACUACAGCAAUAAUGGGGGCAUACCGAAUGCUUUCCAAACGGGACCAAGAUGGACUGUCAAGCCCGAAAACGACCAAAAGACUUAUGAGGAAGUAUUCGAACAGCCCACAGCACAUCCUGUGGUCUCGCCUGCUCAGAGCCGCUCGUCAUCGAACCAUCAUAUUCCAUACAUCGGGCAGGGUAUGGCGAUCCCUAGUGGACCUGCCAACAUCCCGCACAUUUCAACCCCACAGCACGUGCCACACAACAACUCGCACCAAUUUCCUCAUCAAUACGAGGAUGGUGGUCAUCGAAUGCAAUACGGAGCGGCGACCCCACAGGUGUUUUCGUCGCCAAACAUGGCUUCUCGUCAAGCUUCAGCGUAUGCUUCACCUAUGGCACACCCUGCUCAACUCUCUUACCAGUCGCAACCAUAUUUCGGGACACCUACCGGCCAGAUGCCCAUGCAAAUGCGACCAUAUCCUGGAACACCUGGCAUAAUGCAUGCUCAAGUGGGGCAGAUGAAUGCACCGAUGAUGGUUCAACAGCCAUCGAAUGGCCCAUACAUGGCGGUGCCGCAGCAUUUCAAUCACCAAAUGCAGAUGUAUGCGCCAAAUCCCACUCAAGUGUAUCCCCAGCAGAAUGGGGGUUACUCCAGUCCGGGGCGGAUGGCGCCGAUGAUGAUGCAGCAAGGAUCGCAACAAGGCCACCCGCCGGCGCCCAACAUGAUGUUUAGCGUCUCCAAUCAAGGAGCGGCGCCGAUGGCAUAUCCGCAGCAACAAAUGGGGAUGCAUCGUGGCAGCUAUGGGGGAGGGCACCAAUAUGGCUCUACACCGCAUCAGGGGUAUGCCAUGCAGCACCGAACCAUGAGCAGCGGAUAUGGCCAGAUGUCGCAGAAGAUGCAUCACCAAAUGCAGGCAGCUCACGGACCUGCGAUGAAUGGACCCCCACAAGGAUCGGCAUAUGGUCAAAUGGAGGGAGGUCAGGAUGACGGCAAGUGA